UAAACUUUUUUUUUAAAAAAGUUCUUCACGUGGAAUGAGGCGCGGACGCAGCUGAAGUGGUGAUCUUUAUAUCGCAAUCACAUGGCCUCCCCUUGACCGACGACCGUCCGGACCCUCACGAAAAUCCUGUUUCUCAAUGGUUCACCACAGAAACGCCCCUCCAACGUCUCUCACUCUGUAAGUUCCUCGCGUCACCGCCAUGACAGCCGCUCCAGACGCCCCCUGCCUGUCGGAGAUGAGUGGACUCUCCAACAGGAACAUCAGCCUCAUCUCCAGACCUUGCAACCGGAGCACCGCCAGGACCUCGCCUUACACCCCGCAAGCCACCGCAGCCUUCGCCAUCGCCAUCACCUUCAUGAUGAUCCUCACCAUCGUCGGGAACAUCCUGGUCAUCAUCGCUGUCCUCACGUCCCGAUCCCUAAAGGGGGCUCAGAACCUGUUCCUGGUGUCGCUGGCUGCAGCAGAUAUUUUAGUGGCCACGCUCAUCAUCCCGUUUUCGUUGGCCAACGAGCUGCAGGGCUACUGGGCUUUCAGCUCCAUCUGGUGUGAAAUCUUCCUGGCGCUGGAUGUUCUCUUCUGCACCUCCUCCAUCGUGCACCUGUGCGCCAUCGCUCUGGAUCGCUACCUGUCCAUAUCUCGGCCCGUAACCUAUGGCGCCAAGCGUACUCCAACCCGAAUCAAAGCUGCCAUUAUCGUAGUGUGGCUAAUCUCCGCGGUCAUCUCUUUUCCUCCGCUUCUCACACUGGACAAGAGCGAAGGAGGUGAAGAGGUGUGCGAGCUCAACAACGAGCGCUGGUACAUCCUCUACUCCACCAUUGGCUCCUUCUUCGCCCCCUGCGUGAUCAUGAUCCUGGUGUAUGUGCGGAUUUAUCAGAUAGCUAAGCAGCACACACGCUGCCCGCCUGGACAGAAACACAAAGCGGCAGCAGGAGCCGGAAAUGCCAACGCGGGAACCAAUGAGCUUCCGCCGAAGUUAUCCAAGCAGUCGCAAGAGAACGGGGAUCAAGGAGGUGCGACGGCCUGCCAACAAAAUAAAAUCCCGACCAAAAUCUCUGGCUCUGAUUCAACGCUGUCAUCACUUCAAAACCUGCCCGAGAACACCACGAGCCAGGACACUCAGCACCACACGGCUAAUUCCAGUGUGGCUCCCGUCCAGAAAUCUGCCUCCUCCCCAUCAAUCCCCCAAAGAGGCGACCAAAUCCUCUCAGCUGUUCCCCACAAAGACUCCCAAACACAUCCUGUCAAAGAGGGGGAGGCGCUCCCGGACAACUCGUCCAGCUCUGGCUCUGACAUGUGCGAGGAAGGCAAAGAAGAGACGAACAAGACCGGCGAGCAGACUUUGUCUCAAAAGACAGGGUUCAAAGUUCAGAUGCUGAAUCUAGCAUGCAAGUACAAAAACACAAUGGCCACAUCGUCGGGCAUCAAACUGGCAGCAGAGGAAAAGGUUCAGGGGACACCCAUAUCCCGCCGCAAAGCGAUGAUGAACCGGGAGAAGAGGUUCACCUUCGUGUUGGCCGUCGUGAUGGGAGUGUUUGUGAUCUGCUGGUUCCCUUUCUUCUUCUCGUACUCGCUUCAGGCGGUGUGCCCCAAGACCUGCAGCAUCCCCAACCCUUUGUUUAAGUUCUUCUUUUGGAUCGGCUACUGCAACUCCUGCCUGAACCCCGUCAUUUACACCAUCUUCAACAACGACUUCAGGAAGGCCUUCAAGAGGAUACUGUGCAGGGACACAAAGGGUACGUUCUUCUAGAAAGCUGUCGGGCAGAAAAGACACUUUAUCCGAAACACUUUGUUUCUUUCCGACCCGGAUUGACCUUCUCCGGCAUUAACGCUCGUACAUUAGCAGGAAAUUGCGUCUCUUCUCCUUUGUGUGUCGGCUGAGUCACGCCGACAAAGAGGGAGAUUUCAGAGAGCCGCAGUCAAGUGGCCGAAUCAAUUAUCUUUAAUGUUAUUUAAGAAUACGGUGUAAUUGCAUAUUCAAUUACUCCGAAGACGAUGUGAUUUGAUAAUAUUUUGAAA
Molecule: messenger RNA, 2016 nt
Organism: Plectropomus leopardus (leopard coralgrouper)
Lineage: Eukaryota; Metazoa; Chordata; Actinopteri; Perciformes; Serranidae
Product: alpha-2B adrenergic receptor
Biological process (GO): regulation of smooth muscle contraction; platelet activation; G protein-coupled receptor signaling pathway
Cellular component (GO): plasma membrane
Molecular function (GO): alpha2-adrenergic receptor activity; epinephrine binding
Source: RefSeq, a predicted model, not a curated record